Rhineura floridana is the source of this 2540-nucleotide messenger RNA. It is a transcript of the gene ORMDL1, whose product is annotated as ORMDL sphingolipid biosynthesis regulator 1. The transcript has 4 exons. The record is from RefSeq and is a predicted model, not a curated record. The coding region runs from base 387 to 848 and encodes 153 amino acids. Gene Ontology annotation, cellular component: endoplasmic reticulum membrane. Lineage: Eukaryota; Metazoa; Chordata; Lepidosauria; Squamata; Rhineuridae. Gene Ontology annotation, biological process: intracellular sphingolipid homeostasis; ceramide metabolic process; negative regulation of ceramide biosynthetic process.
ACCACGAGGAAGGCAAGGAGACUGCCUUAAACAGAGUCUCACUGCAAAAGCAAAUCAUUAAACCGAUGCUACCUGCUCCGGAGCGAUCAGGGUAGUCUACCGCGCUGCACCAAGAGAGUCCCGGUUUUAUUCUGCUCUUCGUUCUCAUCUAGGAACAGGACGCUCCAAGCCCCGCGUCUGUGUAGAAACAGCUUCUCUUCCGUGUGAGCCGACUGAAGGAGAAGGGGGCAUAGUGGGUGGAGCUAAUCUUUAGCCAAUCACCUGCUUCGUCGGUUCACAGGGCAACGUUCCACGGUGGACAGCAGGAGGGGAAGGUUUUGGAUCAGGCCCUUCGGUAGCUGAGCGGGCUCUUCCUCCGACCCCCCGACCCCCCGAAUAAUAUAAAAAUGAAUGUUGGGGUGGCCCACAGUGAAGUUAAUCCCAAUACGAGAGUAAUGAACAGCAGAGGAAUGUGGCUGACAUAUGCUCUUGGAGUUGGCUUGCUUCAUAUUGUCUUGCUCAGCAUUCCUUUCUUCAGUGUGCCAGUUGCCUGGACAUUAACCAAUGUUAUUCACAAUUUGGGAAUGUAUGUAUUUUUGCAUGCAGUAAAAGGAACACCUUUUGAAACACCUGACCAAGGUAAAGCAAGACUGCUGACGCACUGGGAGCAACUGGACUACGGUGUGCAGUGUACAUCUUCACGAAAAUUCUUCACAAUAUCUCCAAUUAUUUUGUAUUUCUUGGCAAGCUUCUACACAAAAUAUGAUCCAGCACAUUUCAUCUUAAACACUGUUUCUCUCUUGAGUGUACUUAUUCCCAAGUUGCCACAGCUGCAUGGAGUCAGAAUCUUUGGAAUCAACAAGUAUUAAGCAGGAGAUAUCAAACUAAGAGCAAUCUGACCAAAACACAGCAUGGCUGUUUGUUUUCAUUGGUGGAAGGAAGAUUUUCUACUCUCAAGAUGUAUGCUAUUUUUUCAAAGCAGUGUGGGAGAGGAAUAGACUUUCUGAAGAUGUAUCAAACUGAAGUGGUAUAUCUUCAGAGGACAAGCUUUCCAUAAGGAGCUGGGCAGGCCUAGUUCUAUUAUAUUAGGCGCAUUGACAGGGUAUAUGCCAAGCUAACAUAAAUGAGCUGUAAAAAGAGAAUAAUUUGAUUGAAACAUUGGCAUAAUGUUUCACAAAUAAGCCAGCUGUGAUAAUGCAAAGUGCAUUAGGAGGAAGAGGGCCAAUGUCCCAAUUCUCCAUUUUCAGAGCUGAGUAUGGUUUAAAUGCUGUAAAGUAGCCAGUUACUGCUUUUUUUGGGUGGUUCUUGUUUUUGCUAUUUCCAGAGCCAGGAUUUUCUGUCCAGCUGCAGGGGUUGCAAGACUAAUAUUAAACUAGCAAGUUGCUGUGACUCGGUUGAAAUGGAUUUCAUGCCUUAUCUACUCAUGGGACCUUUAACCAUAAUGAUUUCUCCAGUUUUAGAUGUCAAAACUCAGGGACUUAUAUGUCAGCUUUACAAUCUCUUUCAUACAAAGUUAAACCAAUCAAUAAUACUUUUACUUGUUUUCCAAAGUUGAUUAUUCUAAAAUGUCCAGAGUAUCUAAACUAUAAACCAAUCUUUUAAAUGUAGAACUGUGUUCCUCUGUUUGACUCUACUUAUAUAGCUAGGUUAAUUAAAAGAGAUGGCUCGCAAAAAAGUGAGAGCCUAUUUCUGUUGGAAGAAAUGCUGUCUGCAGUAGAGUAUCUAGCCUUUUACUCUACUGGGAAUUCUCACAUGAUGGGGAACCUUAGCCACCAAGUACAGCAUAAUAUGUUGUCAACAGUUUUCUGCAUUUAAAGUUGAGAAACUUUGUCUCUCUUCCCCCACCCCCCCAUGGAUCUGGAUUUGUGAGCCUUCCAGAAGAGAAUUAAGUGCGCACUGCAAGCCUGAUUAAAUUUUUGCAAACUGGAGAAUCUUCUGCCUUAAAAGCUUAUGAUCUUAGUUUGAGUGUUUGGUAGUAUCAGCAUAUACACAAUACAACCUGAUAUGGCAAGCACCUCUUGGAGAAAUCAUUUUGUGUAACCCCAGGAAGAGGCAUGUGUUUUCCCCUGUUGAAUGGAGACUGGCUGUGACUUGCCAGCAAGGAGAGGUACCUUACUGUAAGUAAAGCUUUCCCUCUCUGCCCACAGUGACUCUUGAAUACAAGCUACUAGUGAUUAUGCACUCAAAGUAAUUAUUGGCUACUUUCAAUAAAUUAUACUUUUUCUUUAUUAUUGGUCUCUGAAAAUGUCUUUUAGAAAUAUCAGUUUUAUAUUAAUAAAAUGAAUGACUUUGAGACUGAUCAUAUCAAUAUAGAACAUUGUAAGUGCAGUUCACUGUACUGUGCCAAAAGGUUGCAGGCAUAACAAAUUGUUGUGCUUUUGUAAAUAGAAUUAUAGUUGUAAUGUUUGAAACACUACAUAAAAUGUAUGAAAAAUUGAAUAAGAGGCAUUUCCUACAGUUAUGUAAAACAUUGAUGUGAUCAGCGUUUUCUGUCUACCCUGUGACAUUUUUUUUCCAAAAAUGGUUUGUGGUUUACUCCAAUUAAAAAAUUGCCCUGAAAA